Dermatophagoides pteronyssinus (European house dust mite) is the source of this 1784-nucleotide messenger RNA. RefSeq lists its product as uncharacterized. NCBI's taxonomy places the organism in Eukaryota, Metazoa, Arthropoda, Arachnida, Sarcoptiformes, Pyroglyphidae. The record is from RefSeq and is a predicted model, not a curated record. Gene Ontology annotation, molecular function: CoA-ligase activity.
GCAAUUAGGUUUUUGAAUUAAUCAUUUUUGUUUUGCAUUUGAAAAAAACUGAAAAACUUUUCAAAUUAUUAUGGCACCAAUUCCCGAAAAAGAUAAUAAUGAUCAUGAAUCGAUUGUAUUGGAACCAUUGGGUCAAUAUUUAUUUGAUGAUCAAAUUAUUGAUAAUUUUCGGGAUAAAAUUUUUCUGACAGAAGGUCUUACUGGAAAACAAAUAACAUUUGGUCAAUUGGAACAACAAACACAUUCUUUAGCUAAAUCAAUGAUAUCAUUAUUGGGUAUUGAAUCGAAUGAUAUUUGUGCAAUAAUGGGUGAUAAUUCCAUACAAAAUUGUAUUGUUAUUUGUGCUUGUUUAUUAUUAAACAUACCAUAUACAUCGAUUUCACCCGUAUUUACUCAUUUUUAUCUUGGCCAACAAUUAAAUCAAACUGAAGCAAAAUAUUUAUUUAUAUCACGUAAACAUUAUCCAAAAAUUGAACGUCUUUUUAAACAAGAUGAUAAUUGUCAAUUAAAAAAACGAUUAAAAGUAAUUGUUUUUGAUAAUAAUGAUCCAUUGGAAAAUCCAAUUACUGAUUGUAGUAAUUUUGAAAAAUUAAUCGAUGCUUUUCAAGAUGUUAAAAUCGAAACAAUACCAUAUUUUUCCAAAUCAAUUGAUUCAACAGUAACCAUUGUGUUUACAUCUGGAACAACAGGUAAACCAAAAGGUGCUUGCCAUACACAUAGAUCUAUUAUGAACAAUCUUAUCAAUUUAAAACGUUUUGAACCAUUAAAAUUAUAUCAUCGAUUAUCAACAUUAUUAUUAUUACCAGUGACUCAUUUAAGUGGAAAUAGUUUAUUCUUUUUUCUAAUGGCUACACAAACACCGAUAGUAUUGUUUGAUUAUUCUCAAAUUGAUUCUGUGUUUGAGAUUAUUGAGAAAUAUAAAAUUGUUCAAAUAUAUGGAACAUCAAAUGCUAUGAAUACAUUGGUCAAAAAUCAUGAAGGACAUGAUAUUUCAAGCAUUCGUUUAGCAAUGACUGGUGGAACAAAAUUAGCCGAAAGUACGGCCAAUAUUUUGUUCUAUGAUCUUGGUAUUAAAAUUUUAGAUGCAUAUGGUUCAACUGAAUGUAUUUUCAUAUCAGCAAAUAAUCGUUUAGAUCGAAUACCGGAUAAUGUGGGCAAAGUACUUGGAUGUUAUCAAAUGAAAUUGAUUGAUUUAGUUACUAAAGAUACCAUUACAUUACCGGGAAAAUCGGGUGAAAUUUGUAUAACUGGUUCAAGCUUAUUUCGAGAAUAUUUUAAUAAUCCUGAAGAAACUAAAUUGGCUAUUGAUGAUGAAGGCUGGUUUCAUACUGGUGAUGUUGGACAAUUAGAUGAGGAAGGAAAUCUGAAAAUAGUCGAUCGAAUAAAAGAAUUGAUCAAAUUCAAACAUUUUUCAGUGUUUCCAGCUGACAUUGAAUGCUGUUUAAUGAGUCAUUCGGCUGUGAAAGAAAUUGUUGUUGUACCGGUUAAACAUCGUGAAUAUUAUCAAGUUCCACGAGCAUAUGUCAUUUUUAAAAAUGAUCAAAUUUCCAUCAAAGAAUUGGAAGAAUUUGCCAAUGAAAAUCUUGGCAUUCAUCAACAAUUACUUGGAGGUUUGAUUCAAAUCAAUGACAAACAUCUUAAAUCUACAUCGAUGGGCAAAGUAGACAGACAAUACUAUAAACGUCUUUGUGCUGAUGAAAUUCUUGAUUGAAUUUUAAUUAAUAAUUGUACUAAAUUGCCUGCAAAAUUUUAUAAUAAAUUUUCAAAAAAUUUUUUUUUAUAAA